This is a messenger RNA of Cadophora gregata, 586 nucleotides long. RefSeq lists its product as uncharacterized. The transcript has a single exon. Lineage: Eukaryota; Fungi; Ascomycota; Leotiomycetes; Helotiales; Ploettnerulaceae. Bases 293 to 586 code for a protein of 97 amino acids. The record is from RefSeq and is a predicted model, not a curated record.
GAAGGUUCAUCACUUUUGAUUGCAUAUUUCCACCUUUCAAUACUGACCAUUAUAUCUCACGAUAAUGUGGCGCAAGAGCAGCAACAGGUCAGAUUCUCAAGCUCUGCCAGAAGAUACGUCGAAGGAAGAAACCACCACAGGUACAGUCAUGGGUUUAGAGAAGAUAAAUCAGCCAAUUGCUCCAUCAUUCGGGAACCAUGACCUUUAACAAUCACAUACCGAUCUUCCGCCAGCGUGCAGUCUUGCAGCAACAAGUUCAGCAGAGGAAAGGGUCAAAAGCAAAGACUCGCCCAUGCCAGAUGAGACAGUCGCUGAGAAUAUAAGGGAACUGGAGCUUGAGAAGAAGCAAUUGUUGAAAGAUGAAGACAAGCAGAGAUAUGUAGUUGACGAAGCCUGGCUCGAGCGAUGUGAAGCUUGGAAUCGGUUCCAAGAGUCUGGCAUGAAGAAAGGACAGGACGAAUACCAUCAAAUGGCAGCUGCAUGGCAAAGGGUUUCAAACGCCAGAGAGGGGACUAGGUUGAGAGUUAGACGUAUAGAGCUAGAUAUCAAAGCUUUGCGGAAACAAGGCGGGGAUAUGCAGUUUUGA